AUGGGGGCACAAUUAUCACUAGUGGUCCAAGCAUCACCUUCCAUAGCCAUUUUUUCAUAUAUCGAUGUCUUAGAGGAAGUACACUACGUUUCACAGUUAAACUCAUCAAGAUUCUUAAAAACAUGCAAGGCACUGGACCCUAACGGCGAAAUUGUUAUCAAAGUGUUUAUUAAACCAAAAGACCAAUAUAGCUUACGACCUUUUCUCCAACGUAUAAGGGCUCAAUCGUUUAAGUUGGGACAACUACCGCACGUUUUAAACUACAGUAAAUUGAUCGAGACAAAUAGAGCCGGCUACAUGAUACGGCAGCACUUAAAAAAUAAUUUAUAUGACAGAUUGAGUUUGAGACCUUACUUACAAGACAUUGAACUGAAAUUCAUUGCUUUCCAGUUGUUAAAUGCAUUAAAGGACAUUCAUAAUCUGAAUAUUGUCCAUGGUGAUAUAAAGACAGAAAAUAUCCUAGUAACAAGUUGGAAUUGGUGUAUAUUGACAGAUUUUGCUGCAUUUAUCAAACCCGUAUAUUUGCCUGAAGAUAAUCCAGGUGAAUUUUUAUUCUACUUCGACACCUCGAAGAGAAGAACCUGUUAUCUAGCCCCGGAGAGGUUUAACUCUAAACUUUACCAAGAUGGAAAAUCUAACAAUGGUAGGCUAACUAAAGAAAUGGACAUAUUUAGUCUUGGAUGUGUUAUUGCAGAAAUAUUUGCUGAAGGAAGACCCAUCUUCAACUUAUCACAGCUAUUCAAAUAUAAAAGUAAUUCAUAUGACGUAAACAGGGAAUUUCUCAUGGAGGAAAUGAAUUCUACCGAUUUAAGGAACUUGGUUCUAGACAUGAUUCAACUAGAUCCAUCCAAAAGACUUUCAUGUGAUGAACUACUGAAUAAAUAUCGUGGCAUUUUCUUCCCCGAUUAUUUCUACACUUUCAUUUAUGAUUAUUUCAGAAAUUUGGUUACUAUGACAACAAGCACACCGAUAUCAGAUAACACUUGCACCAAUAGUACCUUGGAAGACAAUGUAAAACUUUUAGAUGAAACUACGGAAAAAAUAUACAGAGAUUUUUCCCAAAUAUGUCAUUGUUUGGACUUUCCUUUAAUAAAAGACGGGGGUGAGAUUGGUUCAGACCCCCCAAUUUUGGAAUCUUACAAAAUAGAGAUAGAAAUUAGUCGGUUUUUAAACACAAACUUAUAUUUCCCCCAAAAUUACCAUUUAGUCUUACAGCAGUUUACCAAAGUAUCCGAAAAGAUAAAAUCAGUUAAAGAGGAAUGUGCCUUACUCUUUAUCUCUUAUUUGUCUCAUAGUAUAAGAAGUAUUGUUUCGACUGCUACGAAACUUAAAAAUUUAGAACUAUUAGCAGUAUUUGCACAAUUCGUUUCUGAUGAAAAUAAAAUUGAUCGAGUCGUACCUUAUUUCGUAUGUUGUUUUGAAGAUAGUGACCAGGACGUCCAGGCCCUAUCUUUGUUAACAUUAAUCCAGGUACUCACCUCUGUAAGAAAAUUGAAUCAAUUGAACGAGAAUAUAUUUGUGGACUACUUACUUCCGAGACUGAAAAGAUUACUUAUUUCCAAUAGGCAGAAUACCAAUUAUUUAAGGAUUGUGUUUGCUAAUUGUUUGAGCGACUUGGCCAUUAUCAUUAAUAGAUUUCAAGAAUUUACAUUUGCUCAGCACUGCAAUGAUAACUCAAUGGAUAACAACACGGAAAUCAUGGAAAGCAGUACCAAGUAUUCAGCAAAAUUGAUCCAAAGUGUCGAAGAUUUAACUGUCUCUUUUUUAACAGAUAAUGAUACUUAUGUAAAGAUGGCACUUUUGCAAAACAUUCUUCCACUUUGUAAAUUUUUUGGUAGGGAAAGAACAAACGAUAUUAUACUGAGUCAUUUAAUAACCUACCUUAAUGAUAAGGACCCAGCAUUGCGAGUUUCCUUAAUUCAAACAAUAUCCGGAAUAUCAAUUCUUUUGGGUACCGUUACAUUAGAACAGUAUAUUUUACCAUUGUUAAUCCAGACCAUCACUGAUUCGGAAGAAUUAGUAGUGAUCAGUGUUUUACAAAGCUUAAAAUCUUUGUUCAAGACUGGGUUGAUUAGGAAAAAAUAUUAUAUUGAUAUAUCAAAAACAACAUCUCCCUUGUUGUUGCAUCCUAAUAAUUGGAUAAGACAGUUUACUUUGAUGAUAAUUAUAGAAAUUAUUAAUAAGUUAUCAAAAGCCGAAGUGUACUGCAUUCUCUAUCCAAUAAUAAGGCCUUUCUUCGAAUUUGACGUUGAGUUCAACUUCAAAUCAAUGAUAAGCUGUUGCAAGCAACCAGUGUCAAGAUCGGUUUACAAUCUAUUGUGUAGUUGGUCUGUUAGAGCGUCAAAAUCUUUAUUUUGGAAAAAAAUCAUCACAAAUCAUGUAGAUUCAUUCGGAAAUAAUAGAAUCGAAUUUAUAACAAAAAAUUACUCAAGUAAAAAUUAUGGAUUUAAUAAAAGAGAUACGAAAUCAAGUUCCUCGCUGAAGGGUAUUAAAACAUCAUCCACCGUCUAUUCACAUGACAACAAGGAAAUUCCCUUAACUGCUGAAGACAGAAAUUGGAUUGAUAAGUUCCACAUUAUUGGGCUAACAGAAAAAGAUAUUUGGAAAAUUGUGGCUUUGAGGGGUUAUGUAAUAAGGACAGCGAGAGUUAUGGCAGCGAACCCUGAUUUUCCAUAUAAUAAUAGUAAUUACCGUCCAUUAGUACAGAACUCACCACCUAACCUAAACCUUACGAAUAUUAUGCCAAGAAACAUUUUCUUUGAUGUAGAGUUUGCUGAAGAGUCGACAAGUGAGGGACAAGAUUCUAACUUAGAGAACCAACAGAUAUAUAAAUAUGAUGAAAGUGAGAAAGAUAGCAAUAAGCUAAAUAUUAACGGUAGCAAACAGCUAUCUACCGUCAUGGACAUAAAUGGAUCACUAAUAUUCAAAAAUAAGUCCAUUGCCACUACUACUUCUAAUUUGAAGAACGUUUUUGUUCAGUUAGAACCAACGUCCUAUCACAUGCAUUCUCCAAAUCAUGGCUUGAAAGAUAAUGCAAAUGUUAAACCAGAAAGGAAGGUAGUCGUCAGCAACAGCUAUGAAGGCGACGUUGAAAGCAUAGAAAAAUUCCUAUCGACUUUCAAAAUUUUACCUCCUCUGAGAGAUUAUAAGGAGUUUGGGCCUAUUCAAGAGAUUGUACGGAGUCCAAACAUGGGUAAUUUGAGGGGCAAGUUGAUAGCUACUUUGAUGGAAAACGAACCCAAUUCUAUUACGUCUUCUGCUGUUUCUCCAGGAGAAACACCCUAUUUAAUAACAGGUUCAGAUCAAGGUGUAAUCAAGAUUUGGAACCUGAAAGAGAUUAUCGUGGGCGAGGUUUACUCUUCUUCUUUAACUUAUGACUGCUCCUCUACCGUAACUCAGAUAACCAUGAUUCCUAACUUUGACGCGUUUGCCGUUUCCAGUAAAGAUGGACAAAUAAUUGUAUUAAAGGUUAAUCAUUACCAACAAGAAAGUGAAGUCAAAUUUUUGAAUUGCGAAUGCAUCAGGAAAAUUAACUUGAAGAAUUUUGGUAAAAAUGAAUACGCAGUGAGAAUGAGAGCAUUUGUGAAUGAGGAAAAAUCUCUACUAGUAGCAUUGACGAAUUUGUCAAGGGUUAUUAUAUUUGAUAUUAGAACCCUGGAGAGGUUACAAAUUAUAGAGAAUUCUCCAAGGCAUGGUGCCGUUUCAAGCAUCUGUAUCGAUGAAGAGUGUUGUGUCCUAAUUUUGGGGACGACUAGAGGUAUUAUUGAUAUAUGGGAUAUCCGUUUCAACGUGCUGAUAAGGAGUUGGUCCUUUGGGGACCACGCACCAAUCACGCAUGUGGAGGUUUGUCAGUUUUAUGGAAAGAAUUCUGUAAUUGUUGUAGGAGGUAGUUCAAAAACAUUUCUAACAAUAUGGAAUUUUGUUAAGGGGCAUUGUCAGUAUGCUUUCAUAAAUUCUGAUGAACAGCCAUCUAUGGAGCACUUUUUACCAAUUGAGAAAGGCUUAGAAGAAUUAAAUUUUUGUGGAAUCAGGUCUUUAAACGCACUAAGCACUAUCUCAGUAUCUAAUGAUAAAAUUCUUCUUACCGAUGAAGCAACAAGUUCCAUUGUUAUGUUUAGCCUAAAUGAGCUUUCUUCUUCUAAAGCAGUAAUAAGUCCUUCAAGAUUCAGUGACGUUUUUAUUCCUACACAAGUUACGGCAAAUCUCACAAUGUUAUUGAGAAAAAUGAAACGUACUAGCACUCAUUCAGUAGAUGAUUCUCUAUAUCAUCAUGAUAUUAUAAAUUCUAUAUCUACAUGUGAAGUUGAUGAGACACCUUUGCUGGUUGCUUGUGAUAACUCAGGGCUUAUUGGAAUCUUCCAAUAA
Messenger RNA from Saccharomyces cerevisiae S288C, 4365 nucleotides. RefSeq names its product ubiquitin-binding serine/threonine protein kinase VPS15 (gene VPS15). NCBI's taxonomy places the organism in Eukaryota, Fungi, Ascomycota, Saccharomycetes, Saccharomycetales, Saccharomycetaceae. Gene Ontology annotation, cellular component: endosome membrane; Golgi apparatus. The coding region runs from base 1 to 4365 and encodes 1454 amino acids. The record is from RefSeq and is marked reviewed. Gene Ontology annotation, molecular function: ATP binding; protein serine/threonine kinase activity; protein serine kinase activity. The transcript has a single exon. Gene Ontology annotation, biological process: protein localization to vacuole; macroautophagy; late endosome to vacuole transport.